Messenger RNA from Dermatophagoides pteronyssinus (European house dust mite), 2635 nucleotides. RefSeq lists its product as uncharacterized. Gene Ontology annotation, molecular function: RNA polymerase II cis-regulatory region sequence-specific DNA binding; DNA-binding transcription factor activity, RNA polymerase II-specific. Gene Ontology annotation, biological process: regulation of transcription by RNA polymerase II. NCBI's taxonomy places the organism in Eukaryota, Metazoa, Arthropoda, Arachnida, Sarcoptiformes, Pyroglyphidae. The record is from RefSeq and is a predicted model, not a curated record.
UAAAAUUAUGAUGAUGAUGAACAUUGUUUCUGCAAAACAGCAAAGAUAAGUGUUUUUUCAUAAAAGUGUUUUUUUUCAUAAUUGGAACAAAUGAUUUCGAUAUUAUCACAUCACCAAUUGCAUCAUCAUCAUCAUCAAACAAUUAAUUCAACAAAAUCAUCAUCAUCGAUUUUCAUAAAUAACAAAUCGAUUCACACCGACAAUAUUUCCAAUAUGUGGCAAGAUAUUGAAAGCGUCAUUUUACCACCAAUAUCGCAACAAACAUCAUUGUCAUCCACUGAUAAUGGACAAUUUUCGUUUACCUUGAUGAACAACAAUAACAACAGUAAUCAUCAUUCACCAUUAUCAAACAAAGUCAUCGAUAAUACCACCGUUGCAUCAAACAACAAUACAACUACAAACGAUAAUGAACAACAACAACAAGUGAUGUAUAAUAAUCAACAAACAACCAACAAUAGUCCACCAUCAUCAUCGACAAUCGAUACAAUCGAUAUGUAUCAUAAUCAUCAUCAUCAACAUCAUAAUCAUGAUUCAAUGCUUGUUUAUGAUAAUUACAAUCAUCAUCACCAUGAUCAAUAUCAUCAAUCAAUGAAUUCAGAUUAUUAUAAUCAUCAUCAAUCAGGUGGUGGUUACGGUAGUCAUCCUGUAAAUGCUGAUGCAAAUGAUUAUUUUCAAUUAGUACCACAACAAACAGCAUCAACAACAACAAGAUCAUCACAAAAAUCAUCAUCAUUAUCACCGGCAACAACAACAACAACAAAUUCGGCACCAACAACACCACCAAUGGAACAACAACAUUGUGAAUAUUCAUCAUCAUCAUUAUAUAAUCAUCAAGGAUCAUAUUCAUUAAAAUCAUCCAUUUCACCAUCAUUAUCGAUAACAACGACGCAGAAGCAAUUUUCACCACCACCACCACCAUCAUUGAAUGGUGAAAAUUAUUUUGGAUCAAAUAAUUUAGAUCAUCAUUGUUCAUUUGGUUUAUGGUCAGUUAACAACAACAGCAACAAUAAUGAUAAUGGUGUUGGUGAUGGUAAGAUUGAUGUUGAUGCCCACCUUAAUCAUCAACAGCAAACGGAUAAAAAUAGCGAUCUAAAUAAUAAUGAAGGUAUAUCGUUGGAUAGCGUUUAUUUUAAUCAUAAUCAUCCACAUCAUCAACAACAACAAUCAUAUGUACCAUCAUCAGCAGCAUCAUAUUGGAUUAAUAAUGAACCGAAUUCGGCAUUUAAUAUGGCGGUUAAUGGAUCGACAAAUCAUCAUCAUCAUCAACAUCAACAAAUAUCACCGCCAUCAUCACCACCGAAUAAUAAUAAUAAUGUUUUACAGCAACAACAACAAUCAUCAUAUUUAAAUGCUCAUCAUCAUCCUCAUCCACAAAAUGAUUCAUAUUAUAUAAAUGAUCAUCAAUUUGGUACAGGUAGUGAUGAAAUGAUUACUAAUUCGGGUAUUCAUCUUUCUCAUCAUCAUGACCAUCAUCAACAAUCAAAUGUUUCACCAGCAGUGAUAACAAAUACAAAUUCUCCAACAGUAUCAUCAACAACAACAAUUGAUGAAUAUAACAAUAACAACAUUGCAUCUGGUUAUAAUCAUCAUUAUCCAGUAGUAGAUAUUCAUCAGGUGAAUAAUACACAAAUUUUACAAAAUAGUCCAAAAUCAUUAUCAUCAUCAUCGUUAAUUGUUGGCCAAGAAAAUCAUCAUUCACAUUCACAAUCGAUUAUCCAUCGUGAAGAUCAAAGUCAGCAGCAUCAACAACAGCAACAUUUUUAUCCACAACAUGCUCAUCAUCAACAUCAUCAAUUGAAUGGUUAUUAUAAUGAUAAUAAUCAUCAUCAAGGACAUCACCAUCAUCAUAAUCAUAAUUGUAAUAAUACGAUCAAUUAUCAAACAAUUAGUUCAUCAUUAGUAACACCACCAACAUCACCACCACAAUUAUUAAAUCAAUCAAAAUUAUUAAUGCAAUCAUCAAAUACACAAUUAUUAAUGCAAAUUGGUAUUAAUACUAUUUAUACGACAACAACAACAACAACAGCUAAUGGAAAUGUUCAUCAUCAUACAGUUCAAGGGGUUAAACCAACAACUACUGGUCGUGGAAGACGUGGUCCAAAAUCGAAACAAGCUAAACAAGCUGCUGCCAAUGCAUCUAAUUUAUUAUUAACAAUGAUCAAUGAAAAUGGUCAAUUAAUAUCACCAUCAUCACAAACAACAACAACAGUAUUGGUUAAUGGAAAAAGUCGUCGUGGACGUAAAGCAAGUGGAAAGAAAAAAGUUACACAACAUGUUUGUAAUUAUGAUGGUUGUACAAAAACUUAUUCAAAAAGUUCACAUUUGAAAGCACAUCUUCGAACACAUACCGGUGAAAAACCAUAUCAAUGUAGUUGGAAAGGUUGUGGUUGGAAAUUUGCAAGAUCCGAUGAACUAACAAGACAUUUUCGUAAACAUACUGGUGAUCGACCAUUUCAAUGUCAACUUUGUGAAAGAGCAUUUUCACGUAGUGAUCAUCUUUCAUUACAUAUGAAACGUCAUACAAUGUUGGGUCGUUAAAAGUAAUCCAAAAUCCAAAUGAAAAACAAAAAUUGUUUCCCUCCACUCAAAAAACAGAGAAAAAAAGAAUUCAAUGAACACGAAAUCGAUAGAUCAA